Messenger RNA from Encephalitozoon cuniculi GB-M1, 1227 nucleotides. RefSeq lists its product as uncharacterized. Gene Ontology annotation, molecular function: protein binding. NCBI's taxonomy places the organism in Eukaryota, Fungi, Microsporidia, Unikaryonidae. The coding region runs from base 1 to 1227 and encodes 408 amino acids. The transcript has a single exon. Gene Ontology annotation, cellular component: small-subunit processome; nucleolus. Gene Ontology annotation, biological process: maturation of SSU-rRNA from tricistronic rRNA transcript (SSU-rRNA, 5.8S rRNA, LSU-rRNA). The record is from RefSeq and is marked provisional.
AUGAAAAUCAGCACCAUAUACCAUAAACCCGAGGAAGUCUGCAAGGAGAGAAAGAAGGAUGUUCAGUAUUCAAGCUUUGCUAAAGACGAGGUUUACCAUCCGUUCAUGAGAGAGAGGGAGUUUGUGAGGGCGCUUAACGCAGUUAAGAUUGAAAGAAUGCUGAGCAAGCCAUUUGUCGCGGCACUAUCCUACCAUAAAGAGGGGAUACAUGUGCUUGCCAGGCAUCCCCACCAGUCUCUGUUUGCAUCUGGGAGCUUUGAUGGGCAGGUGAUGCUAUGGGACAUGGAGCAGAGAAACCUUCUCAAAAGGUUUGAGUGUAACAACCCAAUAAAAGGACUUGGAGUAGAUAGGGAGGCGAAUGUGUAUGCGGGGCAGGGAAAGUCGGUCAGAAGACUGGGAGAUGCCAAGGUAUACCACUGCAAUUCAGAGGUGCUGGAUCUAGACAUGAUGGAAACGCUGAAUGUAGGAACCUCGAAAGGGAUAGAGAUAUUUGACCUUGAGAGAGACUUUCCUAAGCAGCAGAUGAGCACGAAGUAUCCCCUGUGCAUCAGCUCUAGUCCUGUGCUAACAAGCAUAAUAGGAGUUGGGGAGCAGGGAGGGCUUUCUCUGUUUGAUGCCAGGGUUGGAAAGAUAGUCCAUUCUGUGUCCAUAGGAAGUAAAACCAACGGCAUAUCAUUCAGCCCGAACGGGGACGUGUUUGUGUCAGGAGACGAGGAUUCCUGCAUCUAUCUUCAUGAUAUAAGAUACCUGCACGAGCCCAGUGGAGUAUACAGGGGCCAUGGAAAUGCCGUUCUCUCCGUAGCAUUCAAUUCCCUUGGAACGGAAAUAGCCUCUGGAAGCUUCGACAAGACGAUUAGGAUCUUUGGUGUUAACGAAAGAAAAAGCAGGGACACUUAUUACAACAGACGGAUGCAAAAUGUGUUUGGAGUGAAAUACUCGCACGACUCCCAGUUCAUUGUAUCAGGAAGUGAUGACGGAUCAGUAAGGUUGUGGAAAGGAUAUGCCUCGAGGAAGCUGGGCCCGCUGAGUAGAAAGGAGAAGGAUGCCCUUGAGUACUCCAAGGCGCUGAAGGAGAAGUACGAGGACGUUGGAGAAAUAAGAAGAAUAGCCAAACACAGGUUCCUACCCAAGCCUCUAAAAAACACGCUUAAGAGAAUCCAUGAGUCCCACGAGGCUGCCGAAAGAAGACGGAAGGCAAGAGAGGUCGAGGAGGAAUUUAUAGGAUAG